UCAAUCCUACUUAGUUUUCGGAGCAUGCUUGAAUAACUUCAAAUCUUCACCAGUUUAAUACCCAUUCGGUCGAUGUCAACAUCGACAUUAAAAGCCAAACAUAAUAUUUUUGCUAUUGUUUGCAAUUAGAGAUUGUAUUAUGGACCGGUUUUAUGUCAAAUUUAUAAAUCUUAAUUUUUAUUUGGCCAUUCUCCCAUUCCGGGUCGAUUUGCUGAAAACGAAGAACAGUUACGGGGAAGUGGUACAUCAUUACCAAUUAGUGCAAGGCCACUCAGUGCAGCGACUAAUUGCUGGUGUUAUAUUGGGAAUGGAUGUUUUUCAAGGAAUUUUUCUAACUCGUGGAGCAUACUGGGGAUUAGUCGUGGAACAACCCUCGGUCCUGUUCCUUAUUUGGAAAACGCUACACAAUUCGCUCAUACUUUUCAUUCUCUGGGGGUGGACAUUUUGGAGGAGGGGAAAACAUUUGGCACUUGAAAAGAUUCUGAACUACCUUUUGAAAAAUAGGAGGGCUGCAGAGCACGUUGAAAACUAUCAUAAUCACAACAAUGAUGAGGAGGAGGAGGAACGAAACCGAGAAUAUUGGGUGCACGGCAGCCUUAAGUGGACUAUUAUUUUCUGUUUCGGCCUUCUCUUUCCGAUUGGAGGAGAACUCUUGCAAAUCUUUAAUUUUGACGGCCACAGGAGACCACCCACGCUGGAGGCCAACUUCCGCCUUUCUUCGGCCCAAGUUCUCUUCGAUCUCUGUUUGGUGAAAAAUCAUACUCAUAUUUCAGAGAAAGACUUUACACCAUCGUAUUUCUCGGUAUCGGUGAUUUACAUGACUCUCCGCACUUGGGGAAAAGUAAUUCUGGGCAUGUCGCAUGUUCUGAUGUUUUUGGCGUCAUUAACCUUCUACUUGGAGGUGAAACAGUUGUACAAGGAUGCUUUUUCUACCCAAUACAGUUUAAAGAGCCUUAUCUACAAAUUUAUUCAUUUAAGGCGACUGAUUCAUCUGCUUAAUAACGUUAAUCGCCCUAUAUUUCUCUGCCUCGUAUCCGCAAGUGUUCCUCUGAUGGUCCUGCGAGUAAUCAAUGCUUGGGACUCGUCUCAACUAUCUAUACAGUUUAUCAUUCUAAUCAAAGUUGUACAAUUUUUAGCAAUUAUACUAAUUUCUGCGGAAGCCAAUCACAAAGCCAUCUUGCUCAAGACACGAUUGCUGGAAUUAUGCCAUCGUGACAAUACUGAAGGAAGACUAUGGUCAGGCCACAUUUUUCGGGCAGAUUUGGGCCUAGAUGCUGGGAAAUUUGUCAAAAUGUCGUUUUCAUUCAUUGGAUCGAUGUUUAGCGUAUAUUUAUCAUACGCAAUAAUGCUGUUACAGAUUUCACCCUGCAAGAACAGAAAAUAAAAUUUGUAUGGAAAAAUUUUGACGGUCUAUUUAUAAUUCUAGCUUAAUAAUGCUUUUGUAAUAAUAUGUUUUUUAAAAUACUGUAGAAAAUGGUUAAUACAAAGCAGCUAUAAAAAUAGCCAAUUACAAUUACAUGAAUAUUUAAUUUCUAAUGACAUGUUACGACUUAAAUACGUUUAAAUGAGUUUACAUUUAUCGAACAAAUAUAAAUAA
This is a messenger RNA of Folsomia candida, 1597 nucleotides long. RefSeq lists its product as uncharacterized. The transcript has 5 exons. NCBI's taxonomy places the organism in Eukaryota, Metazoa, Arthropoda, Collembola, Entomobryomorpha, Isotomidae. The record is from RefSeq and is a predicted model, not a curated record. Bases 140 to 1384 code for a protein of 414 amino acids.